UACCGAGCACUGUAUGACGUACGGAGCUGGUGAGAAUGCAAGUGCUUCCCGCGCGCGUGAUAUAGUGAGAGUGCUUAUUUAAUUUAUACAAAUUAUUUUCUAUCAGUGGAAAUAUAUUAUAUUUUUUAUACGGGACCGUCGAUUUGGUUGUUAUUGUUAUAAGUAUAAGUACUGUGCUAUUGAUGUUAAAUUGUCAAAAUGAAGAUCUUCGUAUUGACAGUCGUCAUUUUCGCCCUCAAUGGUUAUGUAACGAGAGCCACAUCAUUGGACCCUCUCGAGAAUGUAGAAAUUGAUGAGACAAAAAUCGAUAGAGAGGACUUGAGAACCAAGAGAUCUGGGAACAUAUUUUCGUCACUUUUGAAGAAAAAAUUAGGGUUAAUCGGCUCAUUAUCCGGCACGUCAUCGGGUAAAUCUAUUGAUCAUUCAGAAAACUUUCCAGAACAUUUCGAAGAACCAUUGUCUUACCAUACAAAAUCGUUCAAUUUGUGGGGCAUUAAAAAAGCAAUAAUGUCGUCGGUGUUUCAAGCCGCAAAAGCGAUAACAGGUGGAGUGAUUGCUCUUAAGGGACAAUUAAUCAAAGCUAAAGGACACGCGGUUGUGGCCAAAGGUAAACUGAUGCAAACCAAAGGUGAAGCGAUUUCAAACUUUGGUAAAACCAUUGCGACACAUGCGUUCGACGUCCACCAAGAACCACACACGGAAAUACACUCCGGUGUAGGCCUGUACAACCAUCUACCUGUAACACCGAUACACCAGCCAACCAGUUACGGAGCUGCUACUGCAUUUGGGUACCAAGGACAAGUGUAUCCGAGUAACGGGUACCAGAGUAACGUGUACUCCGGCAACGCGUAUCAAGUUGCGGCUCCUAGUUACCCGACAGGAUUCGGGGUGUCACAGGCAGGAUACGGCGGUAACAUGCUCUACAACGGAUACGGCGGUAACGGCUUUACGGCAAAGAGAGCUGUAGUGCAGAAUGCACAGGAAUCCGCUGUCAAUCAAGUGCAAAAUUCAUUCGACAAGGAUUCGGUUCACGCGGGAUUGUUGAUCUUCAAACCGAUCAAAAUGCCUGCGCAGAGCGUACCGACGGGCAGUAACCACCUAACGUUGUCUCAGAGCACGGCGAGCUCACAGCAGUUGAUCGGCCAACCGCCGUCGCUGCAACUGCAAGGCGGUGCGUUCAAUCCUGCGGACCUCAAGACGCCGCAGCUGCAAGGUUACGGAUUUCAAAAACAGUUUCCCGCCGGAUUCCAAGCGAACGCGCAACCCGAGGAAUACCCGCCGUACUCGAACCCCGGUUACCUGCAGCAAGCGCAGAACUUCGGUUACCAGGCACCGAACCUUGGUUACCCGUUGAACGGCGGCGGCGGCAGUAGCGCCGAACAGAUCGCGGGUCACGGUUACGGCGGCGGGUUGCAGAACUUCGACUUCCAACAGUCGGCCAACAGCCAGGAAUUGGGCCAACAGCUGGCCGCGAUCUCUGGCCAACAGCUGCUGCAGCAGCAGCCGUCCUUUUCGCAGGAGAGUUACGGCGGCGGCAGCGGCGACUUGACUUCGGGCUCGGACGAGCGGAUUGCUCAGCCGUCGUACAAACGCGCCAGUGUGGCGGUGAGUCCCAAGCGAAGUGUGCCCGAGGGAUUGACGUUGCCCGAACGACCGUCCGCCGCUGCGGGCCAGUCGAAAUCGCCGGUCGCGGCGUCGGGCUACGGUGACGAUGACGAAGGCGCGAAAACGAAAAAACGGAGCGCACCGUCGCCGCACGGGGACGCGAUCGUGCCGUUGAAAUACCACGACGAUUCGACGGCGGAAGAUCAAGCCAGAUUGAAGCACACCGUCCAACGGUUCUUCAGCAUGCUGCAGAAACAACGAUGAGUGUAUCUACUUAUGGACUUAAAAGUAAUCUAUGGAAUAAGAAUAAUUGUGAGAAAAACCAUUCACAAAAAUCAAACAUAGUCGGAUCAUCUACAAACGACUAUGUUUACAUAGCUAGUCAUUUCUAUGAUGUAUUAUUUUGUAUGCAUGUGCAACCCAUUGUUUUGUAUAAUUAUUUUUUUAUUACUUGAUUUUAUUCUUACGUUUAUAUUGAAACAUAUAAGUUGCUCAAAUUCAAAUAAGAAGGAACAUAAAAAGGUUUGCGAAGAAGUAUUUAAAAUUAUCGUAGCAAUUAUUUAUUGAUAAACGUG
This is a messenger RNA of Melanaphis sacchari, 2180 nucleotides long. RefSeq lists its product as uncharacterized. NCBI's taxonomy places the organism in Eukaryota, Metazoa, Arthropoda, Insecta, Hemiptera, Aphididae. The record is from RefSeq and is a predicted model, not a curated record. The transcript is spliced from 6 exons. The coding region runs from base 199 to 1869 and encodes 556 amino acids.